Molecule: messenger RNA, 873 nt
Organism: Diatraea saccharalis (sugarcane borer)
Lineage: Eukaryota; Metazoa; Arthropoda; Insecta; Lepidoptera; Crambidae
Source: the annotation of a GenBank genome assembly
AUGGCAUUUAAUUUAGGAUUUAUUGGUGGUGGAAACAUGUCUACUGCAAUAAUGAAUGGAAUUUUGAAUAAAGAUGGACAUCCUGCCUCAAAAAUCUGGGUUUCUGGCCCUCACCUUGAGAAUCUCAAAUAUUGGCAAGAAAAAGGUGCUAAUAUUACAAUUAAGAAUGGUGAAGUUUAUAGCGAAUGUGAUUAUGUUUUCCUUGGUGUAAAGCCAGCUUUAUUAGAGAAAUCAUUACAAGAAACUGUUGAAACCAUACCUCGAACUGCUACCAGCAGGAGUGUGCUUAUUAUUUCUAUGUUGGCUGGAAUUAAAAUUGAAAGAUUACAAAUGGUGAUGAAUAUGCAUAAAUUACUGAAUAACUCUAAAGUAGCUCGUAUCAUGCCUAAUGUUCCAAUGGCAGUAGGAUCAGGGGCAUGCUUGUUUACUUGUGGUGAUAAUGUCAGUGAAGAGCAAAAAGAAAAACUUUCUAAAUUACUUAAAUGUUGUGGACAUUGUGAAGAAAUCCCAGAGGCUUUAAUGAAUAAUCUGGGUGUUUUAACAGCUUGCGGUCCAGCUUAUAUAUUUGUUAUUAUUGAGGCAUUGGCAGAUGGUGCUGUGAAACAAGGUGUACCAAGAGAUUUGGCAUUACGUUUUGCAGCACAAAUGGUUAUGGGAAGUGCUCAUUUAGUAUUUGACUCCAAGAAACAUCCUGGUCAACUGAAAGAUGAAGUGUGUUCUCCUGGUGGCAGCACCAUAUGUGGAAUAAGUGUACUUGAAGAUGGAAAAAUUAGAUCUACAUUAAUCAAUGCAAUUGAAGCAUCAGUAAAUAAGACAAAGAGUUUUGAAAUGUCUUCUUCCUUCGUUAUUCCUUCUGGAUGUUCACAUAAGUAA